Molecule: messenger RNA, 2636 nt
Organism: Daphnia carinata
Lineage: Eukaryota; Metazoa; Arthropoda; Branchiopoda; Diplostraca; Daphniidae
Gene: GlyS
Product: glycogen [starch] synthase-like
Exons: 13
Coding region: 180-2276 (698 amino acids)
Biological process (GO): glycogen biosynthetic process
Cellular component (GO): cytoplasm
Molecular function (GO): alpha-1,4-glucan glucosyltransferase (UDP-glucose donor) activity
Source: RefSeq, a predicted model, not a curated record
AUAGAGGAGUUGGGGCACUUUGAAAUAUUUUGAAGGUCGUUAGUGGUUGCCGUCAAGGUCCGGAUAGGUUGACGCCAAUUUUUACCCUUUCCUCGAGGCAUCUGAUAAUACCUGCUAUUCUUGUUUCGCCUUUGCAGCGGCCAUCAUCUAUAGACAGCAGAAGUGAUAAGAGAGGCAUAAUGUCUGUUAAGGCAGCUCGUCGGUUCUAUCGCAUUGACAGUGCCCAUGACCUUCAGUUUCUAGAUUCUGGUGAAUCUGCAUCAGCUGAAAAUAGAUGGACAUUUGAAAUUGCCUGGGAAGUUGCAAAUAAGGUUGGGGGAAUAUACACCGUGAUUCGGUCCAAAGCAAGUGCAUCAGUGGAAGAAUUAGGUGAUCAUUAUAUACUUCUUGGCCCCUAUAAAGAGCAUUGUGCCAAGCAAGAAGUAGAAACUUUUGAGUUGCCCCAAGGUACUCCAUUGGCCAUAGCUGUCAAAAACCUUCGAGACCGUGGUUUUAAAGUAGUUACUGGAAACUGGCUAGUUGAUGGCAACCCAUUGUUAGUGUUGUUUGAUAUUGGGUCAGCUGCCUGGAAUCUUGAACAAUACAAGAAGGAGUUGUUUGAGAAGAGUGGAAUUGGGAUUCCACAACAUGACACCGAAUCCAACGACGCAGUUAUUUUUGGAUUCAUGGCCGCCCAAUUUAUCGCAGAGUUCAACCACGCAGCCUUGCAAGAGCAUCAAACGUCUAAUUCCGGUCCGGCGCCGCGCGUCGUCGCUCACUUUCAUGAAUGGCUGGCCGGUAUUGGGCUUGUCUUGUUAAGACUGUGGGGUGUUCAAGUUGCCACCGUGUUCACAACUCACGCGACACUUUUGGGUCGCUAUUUGUGUGCUGGCAAUAUUGAUUUUUACAACAAUCUUGACAAGUUCAAUAUCGAUGAGGAAGCUGGGAGACGACAAAUUUACCAUCGGUAUUGCAUGGAACGAGCCGCCACACAUUUAGCACACACUUUUACGACCGUUUCAGAAAUUACUGGUCUAGAAGCAGAACAUCUGUUAAAGAGGAAACCUGAUGUGAUUACCCCUAACGGUUUAAACGUCAAAAAAUUUUCCGCUCUUCAUGAAUUUCAAAAUCUCCACGCAAUUUACAAGGAAAAAAUUAACGAAUUCGUCCGCGGGCAUUUCUAUGGGCAUUUAGAUUUUGAUGUUGAUCGCACACUCUAUUUCUUUAUCGCCGGACGCUAUGAAUUUGGAAACAAAGGAGCUGAUGUGUUCAUUGAAGCUUUGGCACGAUUAAAUCACAUGCUUAAAGUCAGCGGUUCGGAUAAAACAGUGGUAGCGUUCCUCAUUUUCCCUGCUCGAACGCAUAAUUUCAACGUUGAAACGCUGCGUGGUCAGGCAGUUGUGAAAAGUCUCAGAGACACUAUCCAUGAUAUCCAGCUGAAAAUGGGCAAGCGAAUCUAUGAUAUUUGCUUGAGCGGUCGACUUCCAGACGCCGACGAGAUACUUCAGAAAGAAGACACUGUGAGAUUGAAGCGUUGCAUCUAUUCGACCCAGAGAGACACGCUACCUCCAAUCACAACCCACAAUGUUGUCGAUGAUGCUAUCGAUCCAGUUCUAAAUAGUUUCCGUCGCUGCAAACUUUUCAACGAGAAAAGUGAUCGCGUGAAAGUGAUAUUUCAUCCAGAGUUCUUAUCAUCAACCAAUCCCUUAUUCGGUCUCGACUAUGAGGACUUUGUCAGGGGAUGUCAUUUAGGGGUUUUCCCUAGUUACUACGAACCCUGGGGAUACACUCCUGCAGAGUGUACUGUGAUGGGAAUUCCGUCAAUUUCAACUAACUUAUCAGGCUUUGGAUGCUUUAUGGGUGAUCAUAUUGCUGAUCCGAUGAGCUACGGAAUUUAUGUGGUUGAUCGCCGGUUCAUUUCCCUCGAUGAUUCUCUCAAUCAACUUGCCCAAUACAUGUUUGAUUUCACACGACUAAACCGGCGGCAGCGCAUUAUACAGCGAAACCGUACAGAACGCUUGUCGGACCUUCUUGAUUGGAGAAACCUGUCUGUUUACUAUCGCAAAGCUCGUCAAAUGGCUUUGCAUGCCGUUUUCCCGGAGUUCGACGUGGACGAAGAAGACAAUGGUAGUGGGGUAGGCAGACUAUCGUAUCCACGACCCAUUUCGGAGCCUCCUUCUCCGACGUCCUCCCGCGCAACUACUCCAGUCCCAUCAGAUCAGUCCGAUGAAGACGAUGAAGUCGAUGAAGAGCGCGAGCUUAGAGAAUUAAGCGUCGGUGAAGACGAGAAGCGAUGAGCUUGAAGAUCUGCACAAUCAGUAGUGAUGAAGACGAAAAGGAAUGACUGCUAGAUUUAGCGGAGCGUAGUCAAAUUACUCAAAAGUACAGUCACACCUGUGAAAUUAUUAAUCCUAAUGUGCCAUGGUAUAGGGUCUAGUAUAAAAACAGCGCAUAAAUGAUUAUUAAACUUUCUUGUUAUUCUUAAGUGAUUUGUUAGAGUUUUAAGCGGGUUGUGUUUCAGUUUCAAAAGCUUUCAGUCUCAAUCUUGCCUUGUGGUGAGCCAGCCUGCGCACCAUUAAUCUAAAUAGUCUCGAUUAAUUAGGCGUAUAUCUAGAUGUAGUUCCAGUUCUGUUACAAAUACAUAAUUUCCUGUUGAA